Molecule: messenger RNA, 2536 nt
Organism: Lolium perenne
Lineage: Eukaryota; Viridiplantae; Streptophyta; Magnoliopsida; Poales; Poaceae
Product: L-type lectin-domain containing receptor kinase SIT2-like
Biological process (GO): protein phosphorylation
Molecular function (GO): ATP binding; protein kinase activity
Source: RefSeq, a predicted model, not a curated record
AUGGAGGUUUUCUACGCGCAGAAGGAGGAGCAGAAGGCGGCGAUGGCGGCGAAGAAGAAGGCGAGCCGCGAGAAGCGCCGGGCGGAGUCGGCGGCGAGGAAUGCGGCGAGGGAGGAGAAGGCGGCGAGGAGGACGGCGAGGGCGGAGGACAAGAAAAAUGGCGCCGGGCCGUCGACGAUCAUCCUCUCCUCCUCCUCCUACUUCGAGUGGACUUCUACUCCGGUGUCCGACACUACUCCGAGCAGCCACUCGUCGGACUUCGACUGGGACUCGAACUCGGACUUUACGAGUGACUACAAGGUGGGCGAGACAAUAGCCUUUGAGGUCAAGCAGAUUGUCCCACUCCCACGUCUCUGCUGCAUCCUCCUCCUCCUAUCAACCACCUCCUUCUCCCACGCGAAGGAGAAGCCGUGCAAAUGCUCAGGCUCUGGGCAGGACCAGAGUAGAAACUACGCCAUGGACGACGCAGAGAAGGACGUCGUGUUUCUUGUGGGGAACCAGUCCGGGCUCAUACGAAAGCCCAUCCACAAGAUACCCAACGCCGAGGCGAAGAAGACCCGAGUGUUGUCCACCAUCGAUAACUUGAUAAAACUCUGUCAAAGGCGCCACGACGGGUCGGGGCUCGACGAGUCGUCGUUCAACAUCACCGUCGUCAUGCGUAACCAGAAGACACACAGGAGAAGAUCCAGUAUUUUCUCUUUGCUCAUCCUCCCCAAGGAGGCCCUUGGAUUUCCUCAGGUAAAAGACUCCCUGCCCUUGGCGAAGCAACUGGCGACCACCACUGGCAAGGGAUACCAGCUCAACCUCUCCAGGCCUACAUCCCGGAGCGGCUCCGUCUCCGACAGGUACGCAGCGUACGCCUACAUGAAGAUUGGAAAGCUGGGUAACCCCGCGCGGACGGGGUACGAUAAUGGCAAACGCGCCAUGGGCGUCGACAUCGUUAUCCGCCCACCUGCCUCCAACUAUUCCGUGUGGAUCGACUACGACCGUAUGGGACGGGUGUCGGUGUACAUAGACGUGGAGGGUAAGCCCAAGCCUCCCAGCGCCAUGGCCUCGGCGCCAUUCAACAUCAGCAGCGCCGUCUCCUGGACAUCGCCGUUCGUCCAUUUCGGCCUCCUCUCGACGUUGGAGAUGCGGCUUCGGCCAAGAGGCAUCCGCUUCAGCGCCACCGUCGACAACCUCCCGGACUACCCCGACAAAGGAAGCUUCCUCAAAAAGAAGGUGACGAUACUGUCUUCCAUCCUCGGUUCUGUAGCCGCCGCCGCCAUGAUGGCCGUCGCCGUGAUGGGCUACUUCAACUCGAGGUAUCGAAGGUGGCACAAGGAGCUCAACCAGCUCGCCAAGUCCAUGGAGCGCCUCCCCGGGAUGCCCACCAAGGUGGAAUUCGCCGACAUCAACAAGGCUACCAGCAACUUCCACGACACCAUGAAGCUGGGGGGCGGCGGCUUCGGCACCGUGUACAGGUGCACGCUCCCCGCCGCCGCUUCCAAGACGGAGUGGCCCAUGGACGUCGCCGUCAAGAGGUUCACCCGGGAGGUGCAGAACCGCCGCUACGGCGACUUCCUUGCCGAAGUCAGCAUCAUCAACCGCUUGCGCCACAAGAACAUCGUCCCCCUCGUUGGGUGGUCUUACAACAAAGGAGAGCCGCUGCUUAUUUUCGAAUUUAUGACCAAUGGGAGCUUGGACCAGCAUCUCUUCCCCAAUGGCAGUCGCAACGGCGGCAGCAGCACCGGGCGGCGACGCACUGGCGCAGCAAUCCGUCGAUGGGCCACUCGGUACGAGAUCGUCAGGGACAUAGCUAUCGGCUUGCACUACGUCCACCACGAGUACGAGCCCAUGGUGCUCCACCGCGACAUCAAGGCAAGCAACGUGAUGCUAGACUCGAGCUUCCGCGCCCGUCUGGGUGACUUCGGCCUGGCCUGCACCGUCGCCGUCAACAGGAACUCCGCCACAGGCGUCGCCGGCACGUGGGGCUAUAUCGCGCCGGAGUAUGCCAUAUGCGGCAAGGCGACGCGGCAGACGGACAUCUAUGCGCUCGGGGUGCUCAUCCUCGAGCUCGUCACGGGGAAGCGGGCGCUGGAUGAUGAUCAUGUGGUGAACAGCGACGACAUGCACAUCACCGACUGGGUAUGGAGGCUCCACGGCGAGGGGAGGCUAUCAGAGUGCUUGGACGCCGCCGUGCUCGCUGCUGCUUCCGAGGACGAGGAGGAGCAGAUGGGCGCCGGUGAAGAUGCCGCACGGUUGCUGCUCCUGGGCUUGGCUUGUAGCAACCCGAACCCGUCAGACCGUCCGACCAUGCCCGACGUGGUGCAGGUCAUCGUCAAGUCAGUGCCGCCGCCGGAGGUGCCUCGUCAAAAGCCAAGCUUCGUGUGGCCUCCGCCGGGAGGGUGGGCCUCCGACGAUGAUAGCACAUGCUCAUCGAUGAUGAGCGACGUCGAUAGGAGUAGAGACGAGCAGCAGGUCAGCUUGGGGUAGCCGAUGCAACAGGGACGCACCGCCGGACGGUAUGCGUCGUUUCAAAUACAGGGUGCACAGG